UGAGAGUAAAGAAACAACCUCUUUCCUUGCUUUUAUCCAGGUGGGGGCCAACUAGGAGUUUCAUGGCAUUGCAUUACAAUUUCUUCUACCCCUUUUUCCACGAAGAGGGUAAUUUCUCUUACUUUCCUUUUUCUGGAUAGGCAUUCUUGUGCCCCCCAGGACAGAGGGACGUUGAGAUUUCACAUAAAUGCCGAGCUUGAACUUUAUACCAAGUCACUCAAACAUCGGUCGGCUUUUGGACGACGUCAACGUGCUCAAAACUUAAUGCCUCAUGGCGUUUUGUAGUGGUCAUUCCAUCACUCUAUGUUUGAAUCCACUCCAAAAUGGCUGAGAAAGGAAUUAUUCGAUCCCUCUAGCUUUUUGCUGCUACGCAAUCAAUCGUACACUAAGACGAACAAGUCCACUCGAUUUGUAUUCGAUAGUUCGAUGGAGUUUCAAACUUUCAUGGCGUGAGAUUCACAUGCUUGCUCAAUCGCAGGAAAACUUAAUUAUAAAUUGCUCCGUGGUUGGCAAGGUUGAGUGUUGCGUGUCUUUAUUUCAGAGUUUCACGUAUUGGAGCUUUGGAUUGGUUGGCGAAGCAAAGUUAUAUAUGGCACUAGCAUUUGUCGGAUCGACUGCUCUGGGAGCAGCAUUUGGAGAGGCAUUUGCUGUGUUGUAUUCUACGGUUAAGGAUGUGAUAAGCAAAACCAUUGCAUUCAAAUCCAUUCUCCAACAACUGAAAAGCACGCUAGAUGUGUUGGAUCCACUGGUUAAAGAUAUACAACAAUCAAACAGAGAAUUGGGUCGGUCAGAGAAGGAAACACAUGACCUGAUCCAACAAAUGAACAAGGGCGUGAAGCUCGUAAGUAAGUACUCCAACCUUAAAGGGUGGAAACACUUUGUGAGAUGCCAUUAUGAGAACAAGCUUUGCAGUUUGGACGAGGCCCUUCACAGGUUCUUUCAGAUUCAUAUACCAGCAUGGGGUUUCAGGAAUGGGAUAGAGGUUUUGAGGGGGGUGAAUGAUCUUUGUGCGCAGACGAAUUCGGCUGGGAUAAACGGUGUGUUGCCGUGUGCGGUUCCUGAACCCCCUGAUUUUGAUGUGUUGCCGUGUGCGGUUCCUGAACCCCCUGAUUUUACUGUUGGGUUCGAUGUGUCUUUGAAGGAAUUGAAGAUGGAGCUGCUGAAAGAAGAGGUAUUGAUGCUGGUGUUGACUGCUCCCGGAGGAUGUGGGAAGACCACAUUGGUUAAAAUGCUCUGUCAGGAUGAGGACAUCGAAGGCAAAUAUGAGAUUUUCUUUGUCAUGGUUACAAAAACUCCAAACCUGAAGGACAUUAUACAAAGGAUUUUUGACCAUAAGAAGGUUCAAGUUCCUGAGUUUCAAAGUGAUGACGAUGCAAUUAACCAUCUGAAGCAACUGCUGAAUCGAAUCAAGCAACAAAAUCCUAUAUUGUUGAUCCUGGAUGAUGUCUGGUCUGGAUCAGAAUCCCUCCUUGAGAAGUUUAAGUUCCAUAUGACAGGUUAUAAGAUUCUAGUAACUUCAAGAACUGCAUUUCCAAGGUUUAGCUGUAAAUAUAAGUUAAAACCUUUAAGUGAUGAGGAUGCAACAAAACUUUUUCGCCACUCAGCAAUUCUGCAAGAUGGGAACUCUUACAUUCCGAAUGAUGAUACUGUCAAAAAGAUAUUGAAAUUCUGUGGGGGGUUCCCUCUGGCCAUUGAAGUGAUUGGCAGGUCACUCUGUGGACAGCCUGUCGAGGUCUGGCGCAGUAAAGCGGUGAAAUGGUCUACUGGUCAUUCUAUUCUUGGUUCUAAUAGUGAUCUGCUUAAUUGUCUCGAAAAGAGCCUAGAUUUCUUAGAUGAUGAACUCAUCAUCAAGGAGUGUUUCAUGGACCUAGGUUCAUUUCCUGAAGGCCAAAGUAUCCAUGUUACUACUCUCAUGGAUAUGUGGAUAGAGUUAUACGAACUAGAUGAAGAUGGUAUCCAUGCCAUUGCCAACCUAUAUGAAAUCAGUGCUAGGAAUCUGGCUAGUCUAUUUGUCAAAAGGAAAGAUGCAAGUGAUUUUGCUAACUACUACAGUGAAGACUAUGUCACACAGCAUGAUCUUCUUAGAGAGCUUGCUAUCCAUCAAAGCAGCCAGGGGCCAAUAGAACAAAGGAAAAGACUGUUUAUUAAUAUUGGUGAAAACAAUCUUCCCAAGUGGUGGAUGGACCAGAAGCAGCAAUCUCUCAGUGCUAAUUUAUUGUCUAUUUCAACUGAUGCAAUGUUCUCAUCGAGUUGGUGUAAUAUUCAACCACCUGAAGUUGAGGUUCUAGUUCUGAACUUUCAAACAAAGAAUUACCAAUUACCCAAGUUUGUGGAGAAAAUGGAUAAACUAAAGGUGUUAAUAGUCACAAAUUGUGGUUUCCUUCCUGCUGAAGUAAGUAAUUUUCAGAUACUUGGGUCUCUACCCUAUCUGAAGAGAAUCAGAUUAGAGAGGCUUUCAGUUCCUUUCCUGUGCAAGAUCCCAAUGCAAAUGAGUAGUUUGAAGAAGAUAUCCCUGUUUAUGUGUAGUAUCGGCCAGGCUUUUAGGAAUUUUACCGUCCAGGUUUCAGAUGCAUUGCCAAAUCUUACAGACAUAAACAUUGACUAUUGCAAAGACCUAGUGGAAUUGCCUGAAGGGCUGUGUGAUAUUGCCCACCUGAAGAAACUCAGUAUUACCAAUUGUCAUAAGCUUUCCGCACUACCCGAAGCAAUUGGAAUGUUGGUGAAUUUAGAAAUGCUAAGGCUUAGGUGCUGCAGUGAUUUGUCAGAGUUGCCAGAGUCAAUUAGAAGCCUCCAGAACUUACGCAUUCUUGACAUAUCCGCUUGCCUGAGCAUUAGCAAGUUGCCGAAACACAUUGGUGAACUGAGUAAUUUAGAAGAGCUCCACAUGAAAGAAUGCUUGAGAUUGAGUAGACAGUUGCCAGAAUCGAUCAUGGAGCUUAAGCAGUUGAAGCUUGUUAUAUGUGAUGAAGAGAGGGCCAGGUUAUGGGAGCCUAUCAAGGACUUCCUCACCAAUCUAAAGGUUGUGGUGGCAACUAAAGUUAUAAAUUUGAAUUGGCUUCACAAUCGUUACUUCUGACAAUUUCCAAUUCUUGGAUAAUGUUGUCGUUAUAAUUAAGUGCAACGUUCUGUUCUUUUCCCUUCCGUCUUUCCUUUGUCUUUUUUUGUUUCUUCUGAAAAGAGCAUGAAACAAAGUGAGUUUGUACAACCAGAAGAAAGAUGGUAUAUUUGGGGAAUUGCAUUAUAGAGGAAUGCUUCUAGUGAAAAGGAUGUGGGAGAUUUUGUGGUAUGCUGUCAAAGAAGAGAUCAUGCUAUUCAGAAAAGCUUUCAUGGUAUGAGAACAGGUCGGCCCAAAAUGAGCUCAAAGGAUUAGAAGCCUUAUACUCUACUGCCGGCAUGUCUCACAGACCUGUUCACGUUGGUACAUAGUUCUAAUCAGCCCUGCAUGAUCUUUCCUUUUUUCAUAUUUUGUGAAAUGAUUAUUGAAAGUUAUAUGACAAGUGAUGAUCUUCCGGUUCUCAAUAAAUUUUGAAAAUAGACUAA
Carya illinoinensis is the source of this 3540-nucleotide messenger RNA. RefSeq names its product probable disease resistance protein At5g66900. Bases 461 to 3076 code for a protein of 871 amino acids. Gene Ontology annotation, biological process: defense response to fungus. NCBI's taxonomy places the organism in Eukaryota, Viridiplantae, Streptophyta, Magnoliopsida, Fagales, Juglandaceae. The transcript is spliced from 5 exons. Gene Ontology annotation, molecular function: ADP binding. The record is from RefSeq and is a predicted model, not a curated record.